Molecule: messenger RNA, 1672 nt
Organism: Dacryopinax primogenitus
Lineage: Eukaryota; Fungi; Basidiomycota; Dacrymycetes; Dacrymycetales; Dacrymycetaceae
Product: amine oxidase
Exons: 6
Coding region: 17-1630 (537 amino acids)
Molecular function (GO): oxidoreductase activity
Source: RefSeq, a predicted model, not a curated record
CGAGACACUCAGAGACAUGACGCCAUUCCACUUCUUCUCUCAUCUCUUUGCCGCUCUCUGCACUCUCGCGGCACCAACACAUGACUCCCAGGCGCUGCUCAACGGUCUCCCCUCUCCCCCGUUCACACCAAGUGACCCGUCGAGUAUACCCCAACUCCCACAGACAGAAAAUACAACCGUACUCAUCCUCGGCGGUGGGCUAGCGGGCUUAUCAGCAGCACACGCCCUCGCCACGGAAUACAACAUCACCGACUACCUGAUCGUCGAAGCCCAGCGUUUUCUCGGGGGGAGGCUGCACUCCGUCCCCUUCGGGCUCGAUCAGGCAACAGGCAAACCAUACCUCGUCGAAGCAGGCGCCAACUGGGUACACGGGGUCGAGAACCCAAGCACGGGGCUCGUAAACCCUAUAUGGACACUCGUUCGCCAGCUCGGGCUGAACGCCACUCCCAGCGCCUCGGGCUUGGUGCCGGAGGCGUUUGAUCGUCAGGGAAGGGUGGACGUGAGCCGGGUAUGGGAGGAAUGGGAGAAGGCGUGGGAGAAGUUCCUCUUGCUGGGGAGGGAGAGGCAGGCGAGAGGAGAUGGGGAUAUGACUGCUCGUGCUGGGCUAAGGAUCGCAGGCUGGACACCGGGGGAUCAUAUUCGUCGCAGCGUCGAGUUCUGGAACUUUGAUAUGGAGAGCCAGCAGAACCCGGAUGAGAGUUCCUGGUUCGAGAUCGCUAAUAACCACUAUCAUACAUACCACGGUUUCUCAGACGAAGAAUACCUGAUCCACGAUCCCAGGGGGUUCGUAGCCAUCGCUACCGAGCCGUAUUUCUCCCUCCCUGCCGAACGCCGCGGGCGGCUGUUGCUCGGCGAGCCUGUGAGAGAACUGCAUUAUUCUGACCAAGGAGUGGAGGCCGUGCUUGACGGGAAGAGGGUACGUGCGGAGUACGCGAUAUGUACCUUUUCCGUAGGGGUGUUACAGUCCAAAGCGGUGACGUUCCAUCCCCCGCUCCCGCGCUGGAAAUCCGAUGCCAUAGACGGGUUCUCCAUGUCGACAUACACGAAGAUCUUCCUCCAGUUCUCGAGUAAGUUCUGGGCGGAAUCCGAGUUUCAGCUAUAUGCUUCCCCGAGGAGGGGGUAUUAUGCCCAGUUCCAGUCGCUUGACGUGCCGGGCUUUCUGGAGGGGAGUAGGAUACUGUUUACUACUCUGACGGAUGAGGAGAGCGUGAGGGUCGAGGGGAUGAGAGAUGAGGAGGUCAAGCAGGAGGUGCUGGAGGUGUUAAGGGAGAUGUACGGCGCAGAGAACGUCAGCGAGUGCACGGCGUUCUACUUCCACAGGUGGCACGCCAACCCUUACACAAGAGGGUCAUACAGCAACUGGCCAGCUUCCUACCUCCCCGCAGCGCAGACCAACCUCCGCGCGGCGCUCUCCGCCCGCCUGCUCUUUGCGGGCGAAGCGACGUCUUACGAGUAUCUUGGGUACUUGCAGGGCGCUUGGACUGAGGGGAGGAAGGCGGCCCAGGGAGUGGCGAGGUGCCUCUUGAGUGAGGGGGAGAGGGGAUGCUUGAAGCAGGAUUGGUGGGAACAGAUCACGGCUGGACAGGGUGGGGGCCGGCAGUGGCAGAAGAAGGAGGUGGGAGAGGGAUGAGGGAUGAGCUGAUCUGGAGGUGGAGGGUGACGCAUGUUGCGG